AUGACGUCAGUUGGCGAUCGAGCGACGACGACGACAACGGCAACACCGACGGCGACGACGUCCACUGAGACGCGAUCGUCCGCCGCGAAGACUCCACCUCUUCUGAUCAUCUCGACACAUACCCCAUCAAUAGAUCCAUGCGACGUAAACACCAGCCAAACUCCAAGAUCUCAACCAUCUAGUCCACCAAACGAAGCCAAUCCAAACAGCCAAGAAACCACCUAUAGAUCAAUGCUCAACAUACCUUUUCUGGCGACGACCAUCUCCAACAUCCUGAAAAAAGACUUCAAAAACAUAAAAAUAGCCAGACGAAAUUUCAAAUCAACAAAAUCCCUGCUGAAACCAGUUGAAGAUCCAGUGCUUCCAUAUGACCAACACAACGUCGUAUACAACAUUCCAUGUAACGAUUGCGAUCAAGUUUAUAUUGGUAUGACCACCAACAAUUUAAAAAAACGUAUCAGUGGACACAGAUCCGACAUAAACAAGAUUAGCAAUAGCCCAGAAAAUAACAUACACGCCAAAACAGCCCUCAUCCAACAUAUGAUAAACAAUCAACCCCCAAUCAAUCUAGACAACACACAAAUAAUAGAUCGUACAUUUCGACAAACUGCUCUACCAAUAUUAGAAAUGUGUCAUAUUCAAAACACACCUAAUACAGUAAUGUACCGUACUGAUGUGGAGGGUCUGAAUAUAACAUACGCAGGUAUACUCCACACUGUUAAAGCCAAUUCCUUUCGCAAGGAAUUGCUCACCACCACACUAGAUAAGAAAGUGUAA
Molecule: messenger RNA, 777 nt
Organism: Armigeres subalbatus
Lineage: Eukaryota; Metazoa; Arthropoda; Insecta; Diptera; Culicidae
Exons: 2
Coding region: 1-777 (258 amino acids)
Source: RefSeq, a predicted model, not a curated record